Messenger RNA from Auxenochlorella protothecoides, 1032 nucleotides. RefSeq names its product Peptidyl-prolyl cis-trans isomerase D. The transcript has 3 exons. Gene Ontology annotation, molecular function: peptidyl-prolyl cis-trans isomerase activity. The coding region runs from base 1 to 1032 and encodes 343 amino acids. Gene Ontology annotation, biological process: protein peptidyl-prolyl isomerization. NCBI's taxonomy places the organism in Eukaryota, Viridiplantae, Chlorophyta, Trebouxiophyceae, Chlorellales, Chlorellaceae. Gene Ontology annotation, cellular component: intracellular membrane-bounded organelle. The record is from RefSeq and is a predicted model, not a curated record.
AUGAUAUGGUCGCUCUAUAGCAGUAGGGGCCUGCGGGAGAGCGCCAUCAAGGACCUCCCCGUGCAGACGGUGGUUGAGGACACCACGGACCCCCAGACCCGGGCAGCGCUGUCCGCCAGCACACGCCUCUGCUUCCCCGAGGCCAAUGCCGACUACUACGGCGAGGAGGCGCUGCAGAGCCAAGUCGUGGAGUCGAUGGACGCCUGCUGUGCGGCCUGCGUCGCCCUGCCGGCCUGCAACGUGUACGUGUACUGCCACUCGGCGGCGGGCUGCGGCGACCAGCUCACCGGCACCUGCUGGCUGAAGCACGCGCGCACACUGGACCUGGCCCGCCCCGCCGGCUCCCGCUCCGAGGCCCUGGGCUGGUCCUCCGGCGCGGUGGCCACCGCCGUGGACCGCGCCGCGGCCCUGCUGGCCGCCAAGCAGGCGCAGGAGACGGAGGCGGCGCGCCUGGCGGCCCUGCGGGCCAACGCCUCCCUGCCCCUCGUCUUCCUGGACGUGGCCAUCAAGGGCACGCCGCAGGGGCGGAUAGAGGCGGUGCUCUUCCCGGACGUCAGCCCCCGCUCCGCCGAGAACUUCCGGCAGCUGUGCACGGGGGAGAAGGGAACCGUGCCGGAGGGGAGGGAGGGGGCAGGCAUGGCGUACCACUUCAAGGGCGCGUCCUUCUACCGCAUCAUCGACGCCUUCAUCGACCAGUCCGGCAUCAACACCGAGUCCGUCUUCGGCGGCCAGUUCAGGGACGAUGCCGGCGGCCUGGCCCUGCACCACACCCGCAAGGGCCUGCUGUCCAUGGCCAACAUGGGCCCCAACACCAAUACCGCCCACUUCUCCAUCAUGAUGGGCCCCGCCCCCCACCUGGACGGCUCCUACACCAUCUUCGGCCAGGUGGUGGCGGGGCUGGAGGUGGUGGACGCCAUCAACGCGCUGUCCAAGGGCCAGCCGGAGAAUACGGCGGGCCCCGACGCAGGGGCAGUCAUUGUGGAUGCGGGAGAGCUCCGCCACGGCACCAUCGUGCCCAACCUGGAAGCCUGA